GUGUGUGUAGGAAAAGAAAGAGAGCUGGUACAUGUGCUUGGGUGUGUAAAUGUAUUCUUCAGGUCAAGACAGUUUUUAUUUCUUUAUUUUAGUAGUCUGUACCUGGAGCGAUACAAUCGUAGACUUGUGCAAGCUAUAUUAUGUUUGUAUAGACACAAAACUAUAGGUGUUUAUAAUGUAUGUAUUUUUUGUUCUACAUCACUGUCUCUCUCAUUUACUCACUGUAUGCUCUUUGUGUGGGAUGGUGGGGGUCGUCGAUGUGUGUGUGUGGAGGGGGGUGAGUAACGCGCGGCCAUGUAAUAUUAAAUUUCAGUUUUAUAGCUCACUUCCCUACCCAUGAAAGCGGGCUCAAAUGAAAGAGAGAAUGAAUGAAAUAAUGAAUGUCAGACAGAAGAAGCUACUCAGUAGCGCAUCUGACACCCCUCCUCCCACCCACAUGCACGCUGCCUUGGUUCCCAUGCACGAACAGCGCAGAUCCCAUUGAAUACUAGCGGGACGGGCCGCUGAGGGGUUUUCCACCAGGUUCCUGGUUGGGUCGCGCGUUUAAAUUUAGCAGCCGGAUAGCUUCAGCGACUAUAUAAAGUCUUGGCGGUGACCACUCGGCACUGAAGACCCACAGCGGUUCAAUCAAGAAGUAGCUUGACGAGCACUCAGAUCAGAUUCACACGCUUAUAUCGCCCCAAAUCUUUGUGCUGCUACCGAAUAGUUCUACACAGUCUCUACACAGUCCUCACUCAUCGUGACAACGCUCCUGUCACCUUAUCCCGCCGCCGCCAGCAAGUAGGUCAGUCUCGUUCACCGCUCAGCUAACCGCAUCUACCGCAACUAUGCUCACCAAAGUCGUCGGCACCAACGUUUGUGUGCGCAGCGCCCUCCGCCUUGCAGUCGCUGUCGUCGCUGUGUGCUUGGCUUUGAUGCCGCUACCCAGCGCGUCCUUGCCUCUCAACGACAUCAUCGGAGAAGCAUCAGCCCAAGCCAGGCGAGAGCACCAGCUCGUCAAGCGCGCCGCCACCUUGUGCGAACGUCCAUCCAACCUGGAGCAGAUGUUCCAGGCCCUCAACUCCCAGAUAAACCUUACGCAGUUCCUUCGCCCUGCUGUCAACAACAUAGUCUUGACACAGCCCAACCUCAGUCCGAGCAGCAGCUACGAAAUGAUCUCCGAUCCCUCAGUGAGCAAGACCUGCCCCAGCUCCAUCGUAAAGGUGGCUUCUGCCCCGCUGUCGGACCGCUCCUCCUGUCCUUUUUACUUCGACAUUCUGCGUCUGCCUGAAGGCUUCUACCCUUCAACCCUCUACUUCGCCAAGUGCAAGUGCCAGGAGUGUGUGGGCACCCCCUCCAUGAGCUGUGAGCCUGUCAAAACCCGCAUCACUGUCCUCAGGCCCAGUGGCUGCAAAGAGGGGCUGCAACUGAUGCAGGAGGAUACCCUGGAGAUCCCCACCUCUUGCACCUGUGCCUAUAAAGGAGCUGUCGUAGGCACGACUGCUGCAAACAUUCCUCCGUCAGUGGAGUAAGGAUCCUCAGGGUCCUCCUACUUGGUGACGGGGACGUCAGGUCGUACCAAUUAUUGUCAAACUCUGCCGACUUCGGCACGAUUGUUUUUGCUCUCAAAAGAGUUCCAUUUGUGAAGUAGGUCAUAUUGACCCAAUACAAAUGCGUUUAGUUAUAACAUACACGUUCUUUCCUAGCUGAAGAUAUUUUAUUUGUUCAUUUUGUCAUAGUUUUCUUCGUUUUUUUUCUUCUUGUUCCCUAUCCUAUGCUUGUAUAAUUUGAUCUCAUAGCCAUAUUAAUUUGUGUUGAUGACUAUAAUUUUUGUUGUGAGCUCUAAUAGUUUAUUUUGAUAUCCCUAAUUUAUACAUUAUUGAUCAAUUUUAUCAUUUAUUAUUAUUAACGGUAAUAUUUCGUGAUAUCCUGUAGUUGUGCAGUCUUUUAAAUAAUGUGUUGAUAGUCUAUUUACGCGUGAAAACGUUCGCAUUUUAAAUGUAUGGGUACCCUGUAUAUCUAUCACAAGACUAUAUAUAUAUAUCCAAGUACAGCAGAAGUUUAAAUAUUCCCCUGUUCAAGAAUUAUGUAACUCCCAAAGAUUUACAUAUCCUCAGAUCUUCAUAUCAUUGAAAGUUUACUUAGCCUUAAAUAAUCGGAGAAAAGAAUUAUGUGUUAUUGGUACUGUUGUGCCUUUUUGCCCUGUGAUACUUUGUGAUAGAAAAUGCAACAGCUGGAGCUGUGAUAAGGUCUAGCAUCCGCACAGUAAUUGAUGUUAUCCUUGAAAUCAUUUCCGGAUAGUAUAUACUGUGUUAAACUUUAUUUUUGUACACAUGACACCCAUAGGAUGCACUCAUUCCGGAGUGUAUAUAUCACUAUCACUGGCGUCUCAAAUCGUCAUGGCGAACCUGUGGGGAACACACUUUCUCUCUCCAUUCACAGAAUGACCUGCCCUCCUCUGAUUAGUCAGGUCAUGCUGACAUUCUAGAGCUAUACUGCUCUUAUAAGCAUCAUCGAAACAUUGAAAUGCUCGUUUCUUACAUCAGUGACUUUUUUUCCUUUCGUGAUAAGAAACGCUGAUUUCAAUGUCUCUAUUGCACCCGCUAUUACCAAUCAGAUUCCCGUUUGGGGCAUUUUUAAAAGCUACUUUUAACAGGUGAAUUAUACAAAGACUGGCGUACAGCUAGUUUUUUCUGCAUUUUUAGAACAGAUAUUACCUCACCCACAUUUUCCUUCUCGAUAACUGAAUGUCCCUUUGUCUAGUUUACCUGUUACCUGUAAGUUGACUCUCAGCCACCGCGUGUUAAAAUGCUCAUCACAGUCCCACCGGCUGCUGCCCGCCGCGAGCUUCUUUCCCCAUUGUUUUUUCAAUGGUUGCUACUCGUUUUCUUCCUUUUUUUUAACACAGUUUGUAAGUGUAUUUUCUUAUAAGCCUUGAGAAAUCCAAAGCCUGUGAUUGAAACCUCAUAGUGACCAUGGUUUUUGUAGGAGGCGUUUGUGACUGAAAAUACUCUCUCAGAGAGACUGCAACGUGAAGUUGCUCAUUUCAAGCAUUCCAAAGUUUCUGUGAUUUUCAUUGUGAAACCAAAGAACUGUCUACUCCUUUUAUGAUGCUAUUUUUAUAUUUUUAUUUUUGUAUUAACCCUCAUAAAUAUAACUUAAUAAAUCUAUGUAAAUAAAUCAUCUUGUAAAGAAAUAGUUAAUAUAAUGACAGACAGAAAGAACAUAAUUCUAUUUUGCCAACAUAGUUUUAUUACAAGAUCUUGCAUUUAUACGUGUCACUGUGACAUUGCAUUUAUAUUUGUCUUUUUGGUAGAUUGACUUGUUUACUUCUUUGUAAUGAAAUGAAUGUGACUUUUUUUUUUCUCAACAUGCAUUGGAAGUAUAUUAUAAUUAUUAUUGAGAAUAUUUAUUUUGUUAUUUACACGCUUGUCUUUUCAAGUUUAUGUUAUGUCAAAGAAUUUAUUUAGUGUUUAAUAAAUAAAUUAAUACAUUUAUCCUGCCUACCUUUUUUAUUUGCUCUGUUCAUCAUUAAUCAUUACAUGUAUUACAUGUACACUCAUAGUAAAGCACACCAAAACACACACACACACACUGCUCUGUUCAUCAUUACAUCAUUACAUGUACACUCAUAGUAAAGCACACUAACACACCAACACACACACACUUCUCUGUUCAUCAUUACAUCAUUACAUGUACACUCAUAGUAAAGCACACUAACACACCAACACACACACACUUCUCUGUUCAUCAUUACAUCAUUACAUGAACACUCACACUAACACACCAACACACACACAAUCUGCUCUGUUCAUCAUUAAUCAUUACAUGUAUUACAUGAACACUCAUACUAAAGCACACCCGCACACACACACUGCUCUGUUCAUCAUUACAUCAUUACAUGUACACUCAUAGUAAAGCACACCAACACACACACACACUGCUCUGUUCAUCAUUACAUCAUUACAUCAUUACAUGAACACUCAUAGUAAAGCACACUAACACACCAACACACACACUGCUCUGUUCAUCAUUACAUCAUUACAUGUACACUCAUAGUAAAGCACACUAACACACCAACACACACACUGCUCUGUUCAUCAUUACAUCAUUACAUGUACACUCAUAGUAAAGCACACCAACACACACUGCUCUGUUCAUCAUUACAUCAUUACAUGAACAUUCAUACUAAAGCACACCCGCACACACACACACACACUGCUCUGUUCAUCAUUACAUCAUUACAUGUACACUCACAGUAAAGCACACCAAGACACACACACACACACAGACAAGAGAAAGAAAGUGCCAGCAGUGGGCUGUAUGUUAUAGUAGUUUGUAGUCGUGUACAAGGUUGCCAGCUCGCAGCUCCCGCGUCUUGUCACGAUGGCUUCGCUGUUUUUGCUGUCUUCCAGCUCUACGGUUAGAAAUAAAGAAAACCUGCAAAGACGGCAUUUGACCUUCUUUGCAUAAAGCCACUUUUUAAAAAUCUUUUCUUCCAGUCAGGAAAAAAUAAUUCGCCAUCCGACAUGAAUUCCACCCCACUUCACCUCUGUCACGAUAAGGUGACGUUACCUGCAGUGACACCAAGAGUAGAUGGAAUGAUUAAUCUUUUCAAAUCCAGUAGUGUGAAUUAAUUAGUUAAUAGUUAGACACAGUGACGGCUGUAUGGAUGUGAAUGGUGCGGUGUCAGUGCGGUGGCGGAGACGUUUCUUGUCAAGGUACCCGGUUACGAGGCCAUCAUUAAAGCGGUCACGGGGUGGGCGUGCAAUACAAGUGUCAGUGUACGGGUAGCUUGAGACGAUGCCGCCCUCUCUAGCAGUCAUAUCCUCUCCUGAACUCUGAGCUUAGCGGCUAAAAUGUGCUCCACUUUUCUUAGUAACUAUACCCGGGUAAGGAUUCCACCCACGCGGAUGUUAUGCCUAGAGUGCUCAGCAAAUCACGGAACAGUUUGGAUCUUGUAUUUCUUCCUCUCCUUCUUUCGACAGCUUUUAGGUCUUCUAGAAUACUGAGGGAAAUCCUUCUGACAGACACUCGCCAGUUUGAAAUUUACGAACGAUAAACCUGUGUUUGUUCCUUGAAGUCUGACUAGUGUGCAUUUAGGAUGGUUGAUUAAAGUGGGCUCACUCAUGUCAAACGCCCGUUUCUUGCUUCUCGUGCUCAAAAACAAAAAAAAAUUGUAUUUUGUUUCCUUAAACGAUGUGAUCUCCAGCUUUCACGCAUUGCACUUCUGGUCCGAGUUUUGUCAGUGAUUAUGACAGCCUGGAUGCCCGCCACACCUCGACUGUCACACCAAUACUGGUCAUUCCGUCAAUUGUGUAACCAGAGGAGAGACUACUCUCAGUGAUGACCCCACCCUCAUUGACUUCUAGAGUCUUCGAUUCAGUGGCUAGAGAAAAACUCUGGACUGUAUUACAGAAAAAUGGCAUCCAUGGCCAAAUGCUUAGAGCCAUUAAAAGACAAGGCAAGACUAUUUACAGCCUCAGUCUUUGUACGCUGCUUUCAUUUUAUACUUAGAUAGGUAUUUCUUUUUUGCGAGUAUAAAAUGUAGAUGUUUGCAUGUGAUGUCAUAGGAGCGAACCUACUGAAUGAAGUCAAGUCUGAAAGACCCCAGUCUCCAUCUUCCUCAGAGCGAUGCAAGUUGGGUAUGACUUUUAGGGGCUUUCUGCUUGAACCCCGGGUUCACUUGUUUUCCGAAAUACAUAGAAAUGAGUAGUGAACCUUGGUUCAAGUUCCUGUAUGAAGGUAUGAUGAACUUUGCCCAACGUACGUUUCCGAACGAUUAACUUAUGACUUGUGGUGCUCGUCCUUUUAAAUGGUAAACAUUAAAAUAAAGGAUGAUGCAGUCGAUGCAGUGGAAAU
Pomacea canaliculata is the source of this 5841-nucleotide messenger RNA. RefSeq lists its product as uncharacterized. Lineage: Eukaryota; Metazoa; Mollusca; Gastropoda; Architaenioglossa; Ampullariidae. Gene Ontology annotation, cellular component: extracellular region. The record is from RefSeq and is a predicted model, not a curated record. The coding region runs from base 828 to 1511 and encodes 227 amino acids. The transcript has 2 exons. Gene Ontology annotation, molecular function: cytokine activity.